AUGGCGAUGGGCCCCGCUCUGCUGCUCGCCGCGGUGCUGGCGCUGCCCGCCCCGGGCUCCCCCGUGUCCCCCCCCGGGGGUCCCGGCCCCCCCCGGCUCCGCAGCGGCCGGGCCCCCCCCCCGGGCAGCGGCUUCAGGCUCGUGCUGUGCCCGCUGCUCUGCCGGAACGGGGGGGUCUGCGCCCACCCCCAGCGCUGCCUGUGCCCCCCCCAAUUCACCGGCAAAUUCUGUCACCUCCCCUCGGCCAACGUCACCUCCCGCCGGGGGGGACCCCAAAACCCGCGCGGGGACCCCCAAAAUCCACGGGGGGGGCCCGAAAACCCCGAAAAUUUCGAGGGGGGGUCCCCCCAAGCCUUGACCCGCUCCAUCUACACCCUGCCCUUGAGCAACCACCGUGAGGAGGAGGAUGGUGCGCAGUCCAUGGUGAGCGUCCUGGUGCGCCACCCCCCGCAGGCGACAGUGACAAUCCACAGCGUGGAGCGCGUGCGGGGGGGGGGCGGCGGCGACCCCUCCCCAGCGCCCCCCACCCCCCCCGCGGGCAGGGGGCGACCCCCGAGCCCCCCGCCCAAAUUCCGGGUGCUGGCACAGAGGGGACCCCUCCGGGACCCCCCCGCCGAGGAGAAUUCGGGGUUCGGGUAUUGCUUCCGGCAGCUGCGGGGGGGCAGCUCCCCCCUCCCGGGGCUCCGCACCAGGGACAUUUGCUGCCGGGGGGGGGCCGGGGUCGCCUGGGGGGUCCGCGAGUGUCACCCGUGCGACGGCCACGCCCAGCCGUGCCCGCAGGGAUUCCAGCGGCAGAACGGCUCCUGCGUGGACGUGGACGAGUGCCAGGAGGGGGCGCUGUGCCAGCUCGGGCUCUGCACCAACACCCGCGGCGGCUUCGCGUGCCUGUGCCCGCCCGGCUUCCUGCUGGAUUCAUCCCGAUCCCGCUGCAUCUCCCAGCAGGUGCUGUCCGAGGCCCGCGGUCCGUGUUUCCGGCUGCUGCGGGAGGGCGGGGGCUGCGCGCUGCCCACCCUGCGCAACAUCACCCGCCAGGUUUGCUGCUGCAGCCGCGUGGGCAAAGCCUGGGGGGGCUCCUGCCUGCUCUGCCCCCCCUUCGGAUCCGGAUAUGGGAUUGUUCCUGAGUGCCAGCCGGGAUUCCGGCCCGGAGACGGCGGGGUAUGCCUUGACGUGGACGAGUGCCAGGAGUACGGGGCCGGGCUCUGUGGGGCGCAGCGCUGCGAGAACAUUCCGGGCUCCUAUCGCUGCGUGCCCGAGUGCCAGCCGGGAUUCCGGCCCGGAGACGGCGGGGAAUGCCUCGACGUGGACGAGUGCUCCAACGGGACCCUGUGCGGCGCCCACGCCACCUGCCACAACCUGCCCGGCUCCUUCCAGUGCGCCUGCGACCCCGGCUACGAGACCGCCCGGCAUGGCCACCACUGCGUGGACGUGGACGAGUGCCAGACCCUCCGCGGGGUUUGUGGGGCCGAGCGCUGCGAGAACGUCGAGGGCUCCUUCCUGUGCCUGUGCCCCGAUUCCCGGCAGGAGUUCGACCCCGUCACCGGGCGCUGCGGGGCCCUCCCCACCCCACAGAUCCCCCAAAUCCCCCAGAACCCCCCAGUCCGACCCCAAACCCCACAGAACCCCCAAAUCAGACCCCAAACCCCACAAAUCAGCCCCCAAAGCCCCCAAAUCAGACCCCAAACUCCCCAAACCCGACCCCAAAUCCCCCAGAACCCCCAAAUCAGACCCCAAAACCCCCAAAUCAGCCCCCAAAGCCCCCAAAUCAGCCCCCAAAUCAGACCCAAACCCCCCCAAAGCCCCCAGAUCAGACCCCAAAGCCCCCAGAUCAGACCCCAAAUCCCCGAAAUCCUCCCCCAAACCCCGGCCGGGGAUUUUGGGGUGGCCUCGUGUUUCAGUAGGGCCUGCGGGGUCCUGGCCACGAACGUGACCCGCCCGCAGUGCUGCUGCACCCUGGGGUGGGCGUGGGGGGCUCAGUGCCCCGGGCAGCCCUGCCCCACACCUGGGUGGGCGUGGGGGGCUCAGUGCCCCGGGCAGCCCUGCCCCACACCUGGCACAGAGGCUCACCUGUCCCUGUGUCCCCACGGGCCCGGCCGCGUCCCCGAGACCCCCCAGGGCCCCCCCACAGACGUGGACGAGUGCUCGCUGUUCGGGCCCGCGCUCUGCCGGGGGGGGCUCUGCGUCAACGCCGCCCCCUCCUUCAGCUGCUUCUGCCCCAGCGGCUUCUACUUCGAGCAGGAGCACCUGCAGUGCGUGGACAACGACGAGUGCGCGGCGGCCGAGGCGGAGCCGUGCCUGGGGGGGCUCUGUGUGAACACGGUGGGCUCGUACCUGUGCUCCUCCCCCCCGCUCAUCCUCGACCCCUCCCAGCGCCGCUGCGUGGCCAACGACUCCAGCCCGGAGGGGUCGGUGGCCGUGUGCUGGCAGGAAGUGGGGCCGGACCUGGUGUGCGGGCGGCCCCGGCGCGCGGCGCAGGUGACCUACACCGAGUGCUGCUGCCUGUACGGGCAGGCGUGGGGCAUGGAGUGCGCGCUCUGCCCCGCCCCCCACUCCGACGACUUCGAGCUCCUCUGCAACGUCCUGAGACCCCCGAACUUCGCCCCCCCCUCAGCUCCCCCCCCUCUACGACCCCUCCCCCAAUUUCCCCCUCCCCCCAAUUUCGCCCCCCCCCAAUUCGGGCCCCUCCCCUACGGGGGCCCCCCCGAAUAUUUUGGGGGGCUGCACCCCCAUUACGACCCCUACCCUUUUGGGGGGGCGGGCUUGGGCUACGACCCCCGGGGGGGUGGGGGAGGGGCGGGGGACCCCCUUUACGCCCCUCCCCCACCGCCCCUCCCCCCUCGCUACGAGGAUUUUGGGGACCCCCGGGGGAGGGGGCCCCGAUUUGAGCCCCCGGACCCCCCCCCGGACCCCCGAGGGGGCCCCCCCUGGAACUUCCAACCCCACGGGACCCCCGAGGAGGAGGAGGAGGAGGAGGAGGAAGGGGCGCGGGAGGAGGAGUGCGGGGUCCUGAGCGGCUGCACCCACGGGCGCUGCGUCCGCGUGGGCGACGCCUUCACCUGCGCCUGCGACCCCGGCUUCCACCUGGACCCCGCCCGCCUCGACUGCCUCGACGUGGACGAGUGUUUGGGGGUGCCCCCGCCGUGCCGCCCCGGGCGCUGCCUCAAUACCCCCGGCUCCUUCCGCUGCCUGUGCCCCCCCGGGACCCCCCCGGCGCUGGACCCCCCCCGCUGCCCCCCGCGCCCCCCCCGCGCCUGAAGCCCCCUCCCCAUAUUUAUUGUGUGGGUUUGUUUUGUAUAGAAAAAAAAGUAUCAAAAUAAAUAUAAAGGAAUUUUUUGGGGGGGGUGCUGGGGGGGGGGGAAUUUAUUUCCACCCCCCCCCUCAAAUCAAGCCUCAGCCUCGUGGCUGUGACCCCCACCCCCCCCACAAAAAGGGAGGGGGGAUUUGGGGACCCCUCCCCAUAUUUUUACCGAAUAAAGGUUUUAUAUAAAAAAAAAAUAAAAGGAGUUUUGG
This is a messenger RNA of Vidua chalybeata, 3507 nucleotides long. RefSeq names its product latent-transforming growth factor beta-binding protein 4-like. Gene Ontology annotation, molecular function: calcium ion binding; transforming growth factor beta binding. NCBI's taxonomy places the organism in Eukaryota, Metazoa, Chordata, Aves, Passeriformes, Viduidae. The record is from RefSeq and is a predicted model, not a curated record.